AUUUUCGAAAAAAAAAAAAUUAUCACUAUAUUAAUAAUCGUGAUUUUUGAUAAGUUAAAUAAAUAAGAUCGCCCUAGUGUUUGCUUUUAUUUGGGUUUCUCUCUCGCGUUUGCAUAUAUGCUCGGGAGAAAGGCUCUCCCUACAGUUUAGGAUAUCAGUAACCUGAAUUUAUGAUGGGUGGAAGUUCUAUUGAUGAAGAUUGGGAGCUUGCUUCCUCAUGUAAUGAGGUUCGGACUGUGGUCUUAGUUGGACGUACUGGCAAUGGGAAGAGUGCAACAGGUAAUUCUAUUAUUGGAAGGAAGGUCUUCAACUCAAGGGCUAGCUCCUCUGCUGUAACCACCUCAUGUGAAUUACAGACAACUGUUCUGGGUGAUGGACAAACUAUUAAUGUUAUUGACACCCCAGGACUGUUUGAUUUUUCCGCUGGAGCUGAGUUCGUUGGCAAGGAAAUAGUCAAAUGCAUUGAUAUGGCUAAGGAUGGGAUCCAUGCCGUCCUUGUUGUGUUCUCUGUUAGAACACGCUUUACUCAGGAAGAAGAAACUGCUCUACGCAGCUUGCAGACAUUAUUUGGAAGCAAAAUUGUUGACUACAUGAUCGUGGUCUUCACUGGAGGAGAUGACUUAGAAGAAAAUGAUGAGACACUGGAAGAUUAUCUAGGUCGCCAUUGUCCGCAGCCUUUAAAGGAAAUUCUUUCUCUGUGUGAGAAUCGUUGCGUGCUUUUUGAUAACAAGACUAAGGAUGAAAGGAAGCGGUUUGGGCAAGUACAACAACUUCUCUCAUUUGUAAACAUGGUUAUAUCACAGAAUGGUGGACGGCCAUAUACAGAUGAGUUAUUUACAGAACUGAAGGGAGCAAUGAAGCUGCAUAACCAACAAAGAGAGGUUGAUUCCAUGGAAGGAUAUUCAAAAGGAGAGGUAUUGGAGUUUAAAAAGCAAAUGCAGCAAACAUAUGAUGACCAGCUAAAACGAAUUACUGAGAUGGUUGAAUCAAAGUUGAGGGAGGCAACUAUGAGGCUUGAGCAACAAUUGGCAGAAGAGCAUUCUGCAAGACUUGAGGCAGAGAAGAAUGCAAUGUUGGCUCAAAAGAGAUCAGAUGAUGAAAUUCGGAAACUCAGAGAACACCUUGAGAUUGCACAUGAAGAACUCCGCAAGCGGGGUGAAAGUCGUUGUGCUAUUCUCUGAUAGUACCUACUUCAAACUUCAAAAAGUUUAUUUUAUUUCUCUACUGGAUCAUGACAUCAAGUAUUUGUUGCAUUUGUUGAUGCUUGUGUAAAUCCCAUGACUACUAUGCAAUUAUUAUUAUUCUGUGUGCAUUUUGAGAUUGGGGAUCUUUUUAAUUUGGCGCUCAUACUUCUCUAGUCAUUUUAAUACGAAAUUGA
Gastrolobium bilobum is the source of this 1378-nucleotide messenger RNA. Its product is annotated as immune-associated nucleotide-binding protein 9-like. Gene Ontology annotation, molecular function: GTP binding. The transcript has 6 exons. The record is from RefSeq and is a predicted model, not a curated record. Bases 171 to 1181 code for a protein of 336 amino acids. NCBI's taxonomy places the organism in Eukaryota, Viridiplantae, Streptophyta, Magnoliopsida, Fabales, Fabaceae.